Molecule: messenger RNA, 1389 nt
Organism: Tribolium castaneum (red flour beetle)
Lineage: Eukaryota; Metazoa; Arthropoda; Insecta; Coleoptera; Tenebrionidae
Gene: Nemp
Product: Nuclear envelope integral membrane protein
Exons: 8
Coding region: 116-1309 (397 amino acids)
Cellular component (GO): nuclear envelope
Source: RefSeq, a predicted model, not a curated record
UUGGAGUUUGACGGGUUGCUAACUUCUUAGAAACUGUCAAACAAAAAAUGUAACGGAAACUCAAAAUACAAAAUUAUUUCAUUGUAGUUCACGAAUUUUCAAAUUUAUACGUAAAAUGCACUUUAUUACUUUAGUCUUUUUGGUUCUCACGGCCGCUUCCGCGGGUCGGGCCUUCAAUGUUCAUUACUUGCAUCAGGGGGAGAAGUUCUCAGCUGGGGUGCAAAGGAUGCCCCCAGAGUUUCAUAUUUUUUGCUACGCGGGCAAGCCCAAGUAUUUGAUACACAUUUGGCAAAGUGUUAUGCUCCAGUUGGAUCAUAAAUCCGGUGAUUAUACUCAAUAUGACGGUCCGUCCCCUGAUGCCGUUAUGGAAGAAUUCAAUGCCAAUAGGUACAGUUGGAAUUUAAAUUUAUUUACAAAUAAGCAGAAGCAAAUGCAUUUGGACCCAUUCAAUGAGAGCUGUAUUGGAAUAGACAGCAGGGAGAGCUACACAGUGACCCUAAAUGUAAUCAGAAUAGAUUACUGGAAAGUGCUUCUUCUACUGGGGGGCAUUUCCCUCUUUCUUACAGCAAACAGACUGAGCAGAAACACCCUGUUUUAUUACAUUUGUGGCAUUUCACUCGGAAUUUGUACUUCGUUCCUGAUUCUCAUUUAUUUAAUUAGCAGACUUUUCCCGAGGAAACCAAUAAUGUACGGAGUGGCUGCGUUUGGAUGGACGGUCGGAAUCUACCUUUUGCAACUUUUGUGGGACAACGUCCGUGUCAUUUUACUAAAUUACAAAUCCUACGUUGUGUGGUACACUCUAAUAACUGGUUUUAUCAGUUUCAUAAUUUGCUACAGAUGGGGCCCCAUAGAGAACGAGAGAAGCCGCAAUUUGAUCCGAUGGGCCCUGCAAGGGGCUGGUCUUAUUGCAAUUUUUUUCAGCACCCAAUUCCAGGAGGCGGCAAUGGGUCAAAUCGUUGCCCUUUUACUCUUCCACAACGUGCCAUCAACGUGGCUUUUAAAACCGAAAACAUACUGGAAAAAACGAUUUCCGCCGAAAAUUAAACCACUAACUAACGACGAGUAUUACGAGCAGGGAGUUAGGGAAACAACGAAAGCGUUGGAGGAUUUGAGGAAAUAUUGCUCAAGUCCUGAGUGUAAGCAGUGGCAAGUUGCUAUGAAAUUGAAAGAUGUCAAAAGAUUUGCGUCGUUUAUGGAAGGCAAUUCGCAUUUGAGUGAUGAGGAAAUUCUAGAGUACGAAACGUCGAUCCACACGACGGAUUUAACGGACGAUGAGAGUGAAUAUACGGAGGAUGAGCAGUGUUUUUAAGACUGACAAUUUCGUUAAUUAUUUAUUUACUUAUUUGCAUUAUUGUAAAAACUGUAAAAUACAAUUAAUUUUUACUUAAA